CAAAGCGCUCAGCGCCAAUCAUCCCGAGUCCCUGAGAUAGUCACCUGUUUGACUUGUCUUCUCAAGGGGUUUACUAACUUAUAAAUCACAAGAUUGCCGAUUGAUAGCGCGUCUCCAUGCUACUGCGCGCCGCACAAACAAAUGAUAUACAUGCGUAUCUGCAACGUGCACCGGCGCCAGACGCUUUAAAUACACACCAUUCACUCAUCCCCUUCAUCCCCAGCCCUCGUCAUGUCUGAUAUCAGUCUCAUACGACAUCCUCAAGGACUCUCAAAGGCUGGAAGUUCCCAAGAAGCGCAUCCCCACUCAAUGGCGACCUCCCUCAUCCCUUUCCCGCGUGUGAUCUUCCACGUUAUGUGCUUUUGCUUAACGUUUCACUCGAAUCUGGAUUUCAUGUGGGAGAUCUUCCGAGAGCCUAAUGGUUGGGAAAACUUUCACACUCUAUACCUCACUCAAAUUAAUCAGUUGAGUACCGUUGAUUGCUCCUUACGACCUGUCGCAGUCUUUAUCUCCACACCGCCCCCUCUGCAUCAGAUCAACUACGCUGCCGAUGGACCGUAUACACUCCUAUCGGAGUCAUUGGUGUUCUCGUUGUUCGGUCUUUUGCUUCAACUCUUCACCUCCGUCGUGGGGCAGAGUUAUCAAAAGCAGAAAACUUUCAAAGCUUUAAAGCGAAAUCGCUGGCUGUUCCUAUGCCAUAUCAUCGUUCUCUCAAUUCCGGUUUAUCUCUUCGGCAUAUCUCUGCUGCUACUCAUCUUCGCCAUUUCUGUGACAGGCUUCCUGUCCUCUUCGACUUCAGCUCAGAUUUUUACCGGAGCAACGUUCUCGGUGCUUUUUACGUGUCUGUUUGUUUCUAUCCUACCGUCGCCGUUCUUUUCGCGACUCCAUAAGAUAUUGCAUAAGAUGUUGCGGAGGACAACAGACUCUGUCGAUGAUGACGACGAUGACGACGACUAUGAGUUAGACAAGGAACGUAGUGAGAGGGAGACGGGGAGCCCUGUAUGAGGUUUAUUUCAAGAUGUCUUCUCUGAUAUACCCGCCCUAAUGUUCCGUAAGUUUUUUUCUACAAACUAAUGUAUCAUAUUUGAG
This is a messenger RNA of Suillus subaureus, 1089 nucleotides long. RefSeq lists its product as uncharacterized. The record is from RefSeq and is a predicted model, not a curated record. The transcript is spliced from 4 exons. Bases 232 to 1005 code for a protein of 257 amino acids. NCBI's taxonomy places the organism in Eukaryota, Fungi, Basidiomycota, Agaricomycetes, Boletales, Suillaceae.